Dicentrarchus labrax (European seabass) is the source of this 1140-nucleotide messenger RNA. RefSeq names its product ribonuclease T2, like (gene rnaset2l). Gene Ontology annotation, molecular function: RNA binding; ribonuclease T2 activity. Gene Ontology annotation, biological process: RNA catabolic process. NCBI's taxonomy places the organism in Eukaryota, Metazoa, Chordata, Actinopteri, Moronidae. Gene Ontology annotation, cellular component: extracellular region. The transcript has 9 exons. The record is from RefSeq and is a predicted model, not a curated record. Bases 154 to 987 code for a protein of 277 amino acids.
UCAACAGCAGCUCAGUGAGGCAGCGACAGCUCUCCGGUAAGUUUAUCAAACAUCUUUCCUCCAACUGGGACACCGGACGCUCAGCAGAGACAGACAUCAACCGGAUUAUCGGUUUAAUUAAACUGCUGUCAGGGAGUUCCGAUCAUUGAGGAGAUGUGGCGCUCGGUGCUGCCCCCGCUGUUCAGUCUGAGUCCUGCGGUUCUGUUCCUGCUGCAGCUUCCUGACUGCGCCGCCACACAGGAAGCACACUGGGAGGACUACAAAUAUGGCCGCCAGGGCUCCGACAAGAAGCCUUUCUGCUCCUGGAAAUGCAUCCUGUUCACGCUGCAGUGGCCCGGAGGGUUCUGUCAGUCUCUGGAUAAAGGGAAUCUCUGCCUGAUCCCUCAGAGCAUCAACAACUGGACGAUCCACGGUCUGUGGCCUUACCGGGCGAUGAACUGCUGCAGCUGCUGGCCGAUGUUCCACUCAGACAUCCAGGAGCUGGAGGCAGAGCUGACUGAACACUGGCCGUCCUUCCUGAAAACAAAAUCCAGCUUCCACUUCUGGGGGGAGGAGUGGCAGAAACACGGUGUGUGUGCAGCCUGUGUGGAAGGAAUGAACUCUCCGCUGAGAUACUUCCAGAUCUCCCUGAAACUGAGAGGACAGUUCGAUUUCCACAAGUUGCUGGAGGACGCUGGAAUCACUCCGUCCUGUGAGCGACCCUACAAGGUCGAGGAGGUUCAUCAGGUCCUGGAUCCACAUCUGGGAGACAAACCUGAGAUCCAGUGUGUCACAGACGACAAGGGCAGAGAGGUCUGGUUCCAGGUGAAGAUCCCUCUGUCUCGCAACCUAACUGUCGGCUGUCAUCACCACGGCGACGCUGACGGGACCCCGGCGUCCUGGUCUGGACCAGGAUGGAGCUCCUCCCACGGGCAUCCCUGCCCUCCUCAGGUCCCUUUCUACUACUUCCCCAUAGACCACCAGCAUCCCCAGCGGCCCUGCGGCUGACAGAAGCCCCACAGUGGCGUCUUCAUCGGGCUACAGGAAGUCUACCUCCAUCAAAGGUGGAACAGUCCAACUAAUUAUAUUAAUACUUUAAAGUUCAGUGUUUGUUUCAUUUUCUGUCUCUGAACCCAUCGAUUAAAGACAUUUUACACUUCC